AGAUAAUUGGAUGCACAGAGAGGCACGUGUCCUCUAAACUGCGAUAUCAGCUCUUGACAGCUCCGGCGUUUUUCCACCUUUCUCUUUACAGUUCGUGAGCACAAACACAGACAGACAAGCGGCAAGAAGGAGAGAGGAUGAGAGCCAGCAGCGUGAAGUUUUGCACCGCCUUCCUCAUCACCUACUCCCUCGCCCUGGGAACAAGUGGUCAUUCUUGUCAGCCUGACCCAUGCCAAAAUGGAGGAACAUGCCUGGCUGGUGUCUCUUCAGAUCCCUACUACUGCAUCUGCAUGGAUGGAUUCACCGGGAAAGAUUGCAACGAGGUAGAGCAAGGAAGUGGUGCAGAGAAACGUACGGGGUACACGUUGGAAGACAUAAGGUAUAACGAUGUCACUAGAUACUCCAAACCCUCAGGGCCUUGUCACCCUAACCCAUGUCAAAAUGGUGGUCUGUGUGAGUUGAUGUCACGUAGAGGAGAUGUCUUUGGUGAAUACGUCUGCAAGUGUCCAACUGGCUUUCAGGGCAUUCAUUGCCAAACAAAUAUCGAUGAUUGUUCUUCCCAGCCAUGUAUAAAUGGAGGACAGUGUGUGGAUCUGGAUGCAGAUUUCUCAUGUCAUUGCCCGUCUCCGUAUGUGGGGAAAAGCUGCCAACACACUUGUGCAAGUGCAUUAGGGAUGGAGGGAGGAGCAAUAGAUGACCACCAGAUCUCCGCCUCCUCGCUGCACCUUGGAUUUCUCGGUCUGAAGCGCUGGCGCCCAGAGCUGGCACGACUCAACAACAAGGGGAUUGUGAAUGCUUGGAGCAUGGCAACCUUUGACCUUAAUCCCUGGUUUCAGGUGAAUUUGCUGAGAAGGAUGCAAAUUACUGGGGUUGUCACACAGGGUGCAUUGGCACUGGGGUCUCCAGAAUAUAUCAAAAUGUUUAAAAUUGCUUACGGCUUUGAUGGAGUAAACUUUGUCACCAUCAAAGACACCGAAAACAACAAAGACAAGAUAUUUACUGGAAACCGCAAUAACAAUGAACAGAAGAGGAAUCUGAUUGAUCCACCCAUCAUUGCCCAGUACAUCCGCUUUAUUCCUGUGGUGUGUCAGAGGGCUUGCACCCUGCGCAUGGAGCUGCUUGGCUGUGAACUGAACGGUUGUUCGGAGCCACUUGGAAUGAAGUCAAGAUUCAUUAGAAAUGAUCAAAUCACCGCUUCGAGUACGUACAAGAUGUGGGGAAUCGAUGCGUUCACUUGGGCACCUUGCUUAGCGCGUUUGGACAAACAAGGGAAAACCAAUGCCUGGACUGCUGAGCUCAGCAACAAAUCACAGUGGCUUCAGAUUGACCUCUUGAUUCCUAAAAAGAUCACUGGCAUCAUCACCCAAGGAGCAAAAGAUUUUGGAGUAGCUCAAUAUGUAGAAUCCUUUAAAGUUGCCUUCAGUGAUGAUGGUCAGUCAUGGACUAUUUACCAAGAUAGCAUCACAAGGAAAGACAAGGUUUUCCAGGGAAACUAUGAUAACUACAGCCACAAGAAAAACAUAUUUGAUCCUCCAAUCUACGCACAGUUUGUUCGGAUCUUGCCUCAGACUUGGCACGAGCGGAUCACACUCCGUGUUGAACUCCUGGGAUGUCAGGAAUAGACUCCUCCUUCUUGCAUGCAAUAGGGGAACAUUCAAUAUGUUUUGCGCGCUGAUCUGCAUCAACUGCAUUAUCCCUGUUUACACACACUGGAACGCCCGCUUCACUUUACGAUAACUCUGCAUUGACAGAAUUCAAAUUGGCCAUAAUUUAAAGCAACAGGAUCCAUAAUAUUUGUAAUGUGCUUUCCCUUGACCUGUGACCCUGCAUGAUUGGCCAUUCCCAGUGUGUGACUGAACCUCCAUUGUCAGCAUCCCAUGGGAUACUAAUGGAAAUUCCUGCUGCUUCCUCUCUUUCCUCUUGCUCACUGGCAAAGGAAUGCAAGGGAAUGCAAGUGGGAAGCUGGAUUUUCUCAGUUUUCACACAGUGGAUGGAAGAACCCAUCACUAAAAUGAAAGGAAUUUGCAUGGUUGUCUUAUUCCUGUGAGGAUGUCUUUGACUUCCACUUGCUAACUGAACAGAACAAUGGGAUUGAAGUUCGGAGCUUAGUCUGUGCAGAAUUCUCAGGCACAGACCUCUACUUGGCUUGAUGUCCCUGAGAAAACUUUUAGCAACUGGGAUUGUGGUCCUUCAAGAGAAAAAAUGAGUUUGAGACUCUUAUUGAUUAAUAGGUGAAAAUCUGUAUUGCCAUCUUAGCCUGAGCUCUCUUUCAUGAGAUCAGGAAAGAAUGUUUCACUGUACCAUGUAAUUGAUAAGAUAUUAACUGUAAAUGUACAUUUGUAUUAUGAGAUGCAAUCUCUACUAAAGGUUAUGAUAGAUAAUUUUAACUUUUUAAUGGCAACACAAAACAGACAAUGUGGUUGCUCACAGUACAUUCCUCCUAGUUUUCAUUUGUAUUCCAUUGAAGCCAUUUGAAAUCAGGAGAGAUGUGUCCUGAUUCAAAUGCCCCAAAGUAAAAAUUACCCCCAUUAACUCAACCAAGAUCCUUAAGCAUUAGUAUUCCCUGUUGCGUUGGGUUACUGUUCAUGUGCGAGAUAAUGGGCAAAAUAAGUAGAUCCCUUUUACUGUACAGUGAAUUUCUUAGGGACCAUGACCAGCAUUAAUGGCUGUAUGAGAAAUUGUGCAUCUUAAAGAAAACUGCAUCCACCAAUGGCUGGGUGGUGCAGUGAUGGAUCAAAGCAGCCCCUGAUUGGAUUAGAUUGAAUGUCUGCAGGUUGGCACUUGCAUAGUUUCAAUGAAUGUUAGUAAAAUUCUGAGACUAAAAACAGAACAUAUGUCCUGCUCAAAGGGGAGUGGAAAUCUGGAACUCCGAGGCUGAGUAUUAGUUGAACAUUUUGAAACUGAGAUCAAUAGAUUUUUGUUAGCCAAGGUGUAUGUGAUCAAAAUACAGCUCUUAUUGAAUGGCAGAACAUGUUUGAGGAACUAAAUUGUCUCCUCCUCUUCAUAGGUUUCUAAGUGGAGAGCAAUAGGGUUUGGAAGUCACAGUCUCCCAUCUCCGUCCCUCAUCCAAAAUCAUGACAAAGAGCUAGAGACUCCAAUGAUGUUUGCAGCUGUCACAAUUCACAAAGGCAUCACCUUCAAUUAAUUAAAAUAGUAGGAUUAAUGACAAGGCCAGAUUUUAAUCAUACUACAUUUUAAUUAACACAGAAAUUAGAUACCUGUCACGGGAGACAUCUGGAGGUGCUGUUUUUGCUCACUUGUACCUGAAACCUGUCUGCAAGUUUCACUUCAGGUCAUAUGCACUUGUUUAUCGAUAGUCAGCAUGCAGUUCAACUCUACUUCAGCAGAGAAGAGGAAAAUAUAGGGGAGAUAUAAAAGUAGUUGUGUUUGCACAGCUCCCCCAGCAGUGUGCCACUCCAGGAGAACUUGUGAAUUUUAAGCUCACCUUAAUGUUGCUAACAUCAUCCAUUCAGAAAUUCUCUGUAAAACAAUGCACCAAACAACAUACAACGGCUUGUGAACAUGCCUGUAGGCGAAUCUUAGUUAAGUGAGGUGUGGUUCUUUCAGGUGACCUUUAGGUAUUUAUUGUCUUGCUUAUUAACUUGGGUCACCUGUUCUCACACCUUUUGUUUCUUUGUAGAUUUAAUGUUGGUUGGCUGGAGGUUAGUCUGCUAGCUGAGAAUUUGAACUCAUUUGUUCAUUGGUAGAAUGUUUGUUUUCCAUGGAGCUUUCCAUGUCAUUAUCUCUACACUGUAAUGUCAGUUGCACAGAAAACAAUUGAACCAAUUUCUAGUCUAAAUGGAAGCAAAGGGAGUGUGUAUCCCAAUAGCUGGCAGUGAGAAAGCUGAAAAUCUCAUCUAGAUAUACCAUAAGAUCUUUACAAUUCCAUCACAGGACCAUCUCAAGAAGGUUUUAAAUUAAUUUAACAUCACCCAAAAACAUAUAAUCCCUGGUUGAUGAUCUUCUCAGUUGGGACUGAAGGAUUGCUAUUUGUGAAGUGCAGUAAGUCAAGGAUGAGUAGUUAAGGCUGUGAGGCAAGUUGAACUUACGGAGAUUUCCAUGAUUAUCUUUGAGGAUCAGAGAGCACUUAUAGAAAAUACUGCCUCAGAAUGAAAAGAAAUGGUUGUAGUGAAUGACAGACUUGAUUUAUAUUGGCUGUGAGGAAUAUCGACUUAUUGUGGUAGUGGUUCUGAUAAAGUGGAUUGUACAUGCGUUAUGGAAGAUGAACAUAUGGGAGGUGCACAGGUAGUGUGUACUAGAAAGCAGGAGAAAUGGGAUUGAAGGACUGAAUAGCCUUUUUCAAUAUUUUUAUUCUUGCAUUCUAUAUGGUUGCAGAUGUGGGCGAGGGGGAUGAUGCAGGAUUGGUGAAUGGGAUGGAAUCAGGCAGUUACAAAACAAGAAAAACAUUAUAAAUUGAGUGUGUGAACGCUUCAGGUAGGGAGCAUUUGACAGCAGUACAUGAAUUUGCAACAUUUUGUUAUCUAGGAUCAAAACCUGUGCUUUGAAUGAAGCUGUUGAACCAUAGGAUUGUAUAGCACCGAGGGAGAUCAUUCCCCCAUCAGCUCAGGCUGCCUCUUGCUAAGAGUUGUACCAUCAACUCUGCUGCCUUAUUCUUUCCCCAUAGCUCUGCUAAUCUUCCUCAUUAAAAUGCAUCUCCAAGUCCAAUAUUUGUGUGUUCUGAUGCAAAUUUAGAUGAGGUCGGGGUAAGGCACAGUUUCUUUCUAUGGCCUGUGUUUUUUUUUUCAGCCUUUCUGAUUCUCUAUUACAGGCACCAAGUCCAUCCAGAGAAUGAGAUCAUUUCAGAUGACCCUUUCCCCUCAACCAAAAAUAAUCCAAUAAAUUUUGAAGAGGUCCCAUUUAUUAAUCAAGUGAAGCAAGCUUGACUGCUAUGAAUUAUGAGAAUGUCCUAUGCCUAAGGAACAGGGUCAUAAGGUCGUAUAGAAGUUUUAAGGCUUUUUCAAAUGAGGACAUCCUUUUUGAAUUAACCCUUCUUGUGCUGAACUUCAGACAAUUUGCAUGAUAUACAUGAUAAAGUAUUGUAGUGCAUAGAACCCAACAAACACCCCUCCAGUCAGUGUAAUCUCUGAUGUAUGUAAGAACUAAUCCUACUGGAUUUAGUAAAAAAUAUUGGUGCAAACAAUUAAAGAUGACUAAAACAAUA
Messenger RNA from Chiloscyllium plagiosum (whitespotted bambooshark), 5161 nucleotides. RefSeq names its product lactadherin-like. Lineage: Eukaryota; Metazoa; Chordata; Chondrichthyes; Orectolobiformes; Hemiscylliidae. Gene Ontology annotation, cellular component: plasma membrane. Gene Ontology annotation, molecular function: signaling receptor activity; calcium ion binding. The record is from RefSeq and is a predicted model, not a curated record.